AUGUCAGCUCAACCAACUGAACAGCCUGUUGUUCCCGCACUCGGAGCUAGACCGUCGACUUCCUCACUCGAUGUUUCUGAGGAUCGUGCGAACGAGGACAAGAAUUCUGACCACGGGGAAAAAGAUGGCUGUCAGGCUGAAGAUGGUUUCACCAAGAAGGACACGCAUAGCAUCGGUAGCAAGUCGAAAGGUGUCAUAGGGAUGGAAGCCUUGCAAAGCAAGAUGAACAACCAAUGGCAAAUAGUCCUGUAUACCUUCUUCAUGUUUGCAUCUUACAGUCUGAGCUUGGAUCAAAGCACCGCUACUGUUUACCUUAACUACGCCGUUUCCAAGGGUUUCAAAUUGCACUCUUUACAAGCCUCUGUCUCCGUCGUCACCUCGAUCUUCUCCGUCAUGUCUCCCACUCCUAUCGCCAAGUUUGCUGAUUACUUUGGUCGUCUGUAUGCCGAAGUAGCCUGUUUGAUUUUCUACACCGUUGGACAAGCUGUCAUGGCCUCCGCAAAAGGCAUUGUGCAAUUUUCAGCUGGUAGCGCCAUCCACACUUUGGGUAUCUCCGGCUUGUUCAUGCUUCACAAUAUCGUCAUCUCCGAUAUCUCCUCAUUGAGAAAUAGAUCCUGGUGGCAUGUCGCUCCUUCCGUACCUCAGGUUUUUAAUUCCAUUCUGGGUGCUGAUGUAGCCAAGUCCAUGCUGGGUUAUGGAAAUGAGUAUACUUCGUGGCGAUGGGGUAUUGCCAUGUUUUGCAUCCUUAUCCCACCCAUCAUUGCCCCUAUCAUCAUCACGUUGUGGCGAGGCACUCGACCAGAAAGAGCGGUUCGUGAACAGCUCAAAGAGAUCAAAAAGGAGAACGCCGCUCGAAUGCCUUUAAGCGAGCGCUUCUGGGUCGACGCGAAAGAAUUCUUCUGGAAACUCGAUGUCAUUGGUCCUGUCCUCUUCGUGGCCGGUAUUGGAUUGUUCCUUGUCACCUUGACCUUAGCAAACUCUCGAUACCGAAAGUGGAGUGAUGCACAUACUAUCGCCCAGCUCGUUGUCGAUGUCGUCAUCGCCAUCGGUUUCGUCAUCUGGGAACGUUGGUUCGCCCCAAUCCCCUUGGUCCCAUUUGCUUUGAUGAAAAGGAAAACUGUGGUCGGCUACUGUCUUCUCGCAUUAUUGUAUCCUCUCGCUGGUCGAUGUGUCGCCGUCUAUCUCUAUACAUACUUACAAGUUGCCGCUAAUCAGUCACAACUCUCUGUCACUCGAAUUACCAACUUCCCAUCCAUCCGUGGUUGGGUUACAGCUGUUUUGGGCGCUUUAAUAGCAAGGAGAUUUGGAGUUCUCAAGCCCAUCAUCAUCUUCGGUAUGGCGUUGGAGACUCUUGCAACCGGGCUAAUGCUCAAAUACAGGACUAGUCACAGCUCGCAAGGCGAACUAGCUAUAGUCCAAGUCUUACGAGGGGCUGCCACCGGCUUCAUCUCCUACCCCAUCCAAGCUCUUCUCCAAGCCGCUGCGCCUCAUGAGCACCUUGCUAUUGUCACUGCAGGAUGGCUUGCAAUCUACUACGUUGCCAUGGCAGUUGGCGCGGCCGUCGCCGGUGCUAUGUGGACCAACAUUGUCCCUAACAAGCUUACCGAAUACCUUCAAGGAAAUGCUACACUCGCUGCGGCUGCUUACAGUGAUCCCCUGACAUACGCGACCAAAUGGCCAGUCGGUACUUGGCAGCGAGACGGAGUGGGGCGUGCACAAGAUGAUGCACAACGAGCCAUGGUCAUCGUUGAAGUAUCAUUUCAGGCUGAGCAGAAGCAGAAGAAGGCUCUGACACUCGCCGUUGUCAGAGAUGGGCCCGUCCCAGCUCAGUAG
This is a messenger RNA of Kwoniella mangroviensis CBS 8507, 1833 nucleotides long. RefSeq lists its product as uncharacterized. Lineage: Eukaryota; Fungi; Basidiomycota; Tremellomycetes; Tremellales; Cryptococcaceae. Gene Ontology annotation, biological process: transmembrane transport. Gene Ontology annotation, cellular component: plasma membrane. The transcript is spliced from 7 exons. The record is from RefSeq and is a predicted model, not a curated record. Gene Ontology annotation, molecular function: transmembrane transporter activity. The coding region runs from base 1 to 1833 and encodes 610 amino acids.